UCCGCAAAGCUGGGCGUACCCUGGACAUCUUUGGCUAACGGAUUAUCACGACACAAGAUGAUUCUCUGUCGUCUACUUCCAUCUUUGCUGGACACUUGGGGUAGAUGCUAGAUCGCAGUUACCGAACGUAAGGGUUAGUUUAAAAGACAAUGUUCGGGUUAGGUUACAUCUCAUUACUUAUAAGGUGUGUCACAUAUUAAUGUUUAAUCAAUUAUAAAGUAGAUUAGUGCUGCGAGUGGCCUCAUAUUUGUUCACUACAACGUCGUUUCGUUACGCUCACAGAAUGUUUAUAAAGAAGUUAGCUACGUUCGGUAGCCACGAUCUAGCAGUCUAGCAUUCUAACUAAUGUUACCUGGUAUGUGCUUAGCUAACUGUCUUUUUUUUCCUGUCAUGGCCUUCCUUUCAGUAUUUAAUAGAACAUUGUAAUGAACGUCUGAGUAAAAUUACUGAAAGUAAGUGCACAUAUUUUACGCACGUGCACCUGAAUCCGGGAUAAUGUCAAACCUGCUAAUGUUUGACAGCUCAGUGCUUUUUCCCGGGUUUUGGACUGGGGAGAUACUCCUCUUCAUAUUAAGACAUCUCUGGCUCCACAUGACGAGACAUCUCUGGCUCCACAUGACGAGUGCCCGUCUGAAUCUGAAUGAGCUGUUUACCCAACGCUAGCUAACACUUACGCUGACUUUUUGCGUUAUCUACACUAUAUACUUAAAACUAAGUGUUUGAAGUGUGCAAGUAGCUAGGCGGUUUGAGACACAGCCAGUGACUUAUUCAGUAACUUACGAGAUAAACAAGGGACAUAAUGUUAGCUACUAGAAAGUAGCUAAAUAGGGCAUACGGUUGCUCGGUUAACCUUAGAGCUAAAUCCGACAGGUAGCUGCUUAAGCCUUUGGUCGUGUAAGUUAGAUAAUGUUAAGCAUGGAAUACCUCAGGAAACCAUUAUUUACCAUUUCCCAACGCUGGACUCCUCUCAGGUGUAUCCAACCCAGAUAUUGUUCUAAAUUAGCUAACACUAGUGUGACUCCAGGAGAGAGGAAGACAACUGUAAACAAGUUCAAGAGCCAGAUAUCCUCCGGUCCAAGUUUUCAGGAUUUCAUCAAAGGAGUGUCCGUUAAUAAGACUUAUGCUGCAGACGAAGAGUACUACGACGAACAUAGUUAUCGUUCUCAGGACUUGGAGAUGGGGAAUUCAAGGAAAGUGUAUUUCGAAACCUAUGGAUGUCAAAUGAAUGUAAACGACACAGAGAUAGCCUGGUCCAUACUACAGAGGAAGGGAUAUCAACGCACAGUUGACCUAAGUGAGGCAGACGUUGUCCUUCUGGUAACAUGCUCCAUAAGAGAAAAAGCUGAACAAACUAUUUGGAAUAGACUACAGCAACUAACGGCUAUGAAGAAGAGACGGUUAAAGACUCGCACACCAAUGAAAAUUGGGAUUUUAGGAUGCAUGGCAGAAAGGCUAAAGACAGAGCUUUUGGAGCGGGAGAAGCUUGUAGAUGUUCUUGCUGGUCCAGACGCCUACCGGGACCUUCCUCGCCUCUUGACCGUAGCUGACGGAGGUCAUCAGGCAAGCAACGUGCUGCUGUCGUUAGAGGAGACCUAUGCUGACAUCAUGCCUGUACACCAUGCUCCUCAUGGAUACAGCGCUUUUGUGUCCAUCAUGCGAGGCUGUGACAACAUGUGUAGUUACUGCAUCGUUCCCUUCACCCGAGGCAAAGAGAGGAGUCGACCUGUCAGCUCCAUACUUGAUGAAGUUCGUGUGCUCUCUGAUCAGGGUGUGAAGGAGGUGACUUUGCUGGGUCAGAACGUCAACAGCUACAGAGACACGUCGGAAGAACAGUUCUGUGGCUCCGACGUGACCAAGCUCAGCCAGGGGUUUAAGACCGUCUACAGGACCAAACAGGGAGGUCUGCGCUUCUCCGACCUGCUGGACCGAGUGUCCCGCAUCGAUCCCGACAUGAGGAUCCGAUUCACCUCCCCUCAUCCCAAGGAUUUUCCUGAUGAGGUUUUGCAUCUGAUUGCGGAGCGAGGGAACAUUUGUAAGCAGAUCCACCUUCCGGCCCAAAGUGGCAGCAGUGCGGUCCUCAAAGCAAUGCGCCGUGGCUACACGAGAGAGGCCUAUCUCGAUCUUGUAAAGAACAUCAAGAGAAUUAUCCCAGAGGUGAGUCUCAGCAGCGACUUCAUCUCAGGCUUCUGUGGUGAAACGGAGGACGACCAGCAGCAGACUCUGUCUCUGAUCAGAGAGGUGGGCUACAAUGUGGGAUUCCUGUUCGCCUACAGUAUGAGAAAGAAAACCCACGCCUUCCAUCGGCUACAAGAUGACGUGCCAGCUGAGGUGAAGCAGCAGAGGCUGGAGGAGUGUAUCGGUGUAUUCAGAGAGGAAGCUGCGCGGGUCAACGCUGCUCUCAUCGGCAGCACGCAGCUUGUCCUGGUGGAGGGAGAAAGUAAAAGAUCUGCCAAGGACUUGUGUGGGAGAACCGAUGGCAAUAUGAGAGUGAUUUUCCCCAAAGAGGAUGUUGCUGUUCAGCCUGCAGAAUCCAAUACUGCAUCAGUCAACGCUGGCGACUACCUGCUGGUGAAGAUAUUGUCGGCCAACUCCCAGAGCCUGAAAGGCCGAGCCCUUAGUCACAGCUCCCUGAGAGGCACAGCGCAGCACUACGAGAGCCUGCCAAGGCACCAGCUUGGUGAACGUGUGGCCUCAGACACAACCAUGAUUGAAACAUGCCCUUGAUUGACACAGUUUCCCUGCAGAUGGAUGAAGGCGUUACCAAUGGACAGUCUGACACCAGUCCCUGGCACCAAAUCCAGCCCAGACUUCGGUAAUCCCACAUCCACUAUUUGCAUACUGGAAGAGACAGCGUGCAUGUUCGUAAAGGCACUUGGGAUCCCAGUUUGCUAUAUCAUUUACAGCGGUGUUGGAUAAAAACUGGUGCAUUACUUUGACAGGCUGUACUCGACAUUGCCAAUGGGAGGCACCUCCUGUGACCCUGAAAUAUCUGGGACUUUGAUGGUUUUGAGUUUCUGCAGGAUCGAAGUCAUCCCCAGUUGUCUGCCUAACAAAAUGCAAGGGAAUUUGAUGAUGAAAUUCUGGAGACGUCGGUGCUUUUUCAAAUGAAAGAGUACAAAUGUGCCGCACGCUUACCAUAUUCCAGGCCUUUUUCUGUUAGCUUGACCUCUACCCCAGGAUUGGUGCCUAAUGUCAUAGGGAUUAAAGCCACCAGAGCCAGCCAACAGCACAGGAACAUCUUGACUGUUGGGAAAUUAAAAGGACAAUGUGGGUGACAUGUUUGCUGU
Perca flavescens (yellow perch) is the source of this 3287-nucleotide messenger RNA. RefSeq names its product CDK5 regulatory subunit associated protein 1 (gene cdk5rap1). NCBI's taxonomy places the organism in Eukaryota, Metazoa, Chordata, Actinopteri, Perciformes, Percidae. Bases 907 to 2724 code for a protein of 605 amino acids. The transcript is spliced from 14 exons. Gene Ontology annotation, cellular component: mitochondrion; cytosol. Gene Ontology annotation, molecular function: tRNA-2-methylthio-N(6)-dimethylallyladenosine(37) synthase activity; 4 iron, 4 sulfur cluster binding. Gene Ontology annotation, biological process: negative regulation of cyclin-dependent protein serine/threonine kinase activity; tRNA modification. The record is from RefSeq and is a predicted model, not a curated record.